Molecule: messenger RNA, 615 nt
Organism: Ilyonectria robusta
Lineage: Eukaryota; Fungi; Ascomycota; Sordariomycetes; Hypocreales; Nectriaceae
Exons: 3
Source: RefSeq, a predicted model, not a curated record
GAGUGCGAAUGCUGUUGCGAGAACUUUUCCCGAUCGGGUAUGAUACACUGCAACGCAGAGCACAGCCAUUGGUUCUGUGUGGAUUGUGCUCGUCGCAAUGCCGAAGAAAUCAUUGGGAAAGCACAGUACGAUAUUCGCUGCAUGUCCAUGCAACCCUGCGGCGCUGGAUUCCCACAAGAAGAACGCCGCAAGUUCCUUGAUUCCAACCUCUCGCGAGCGUUAGACCGAUAUGAGUUCAGAGAAAUCCUCGCCAGUUCUGACAUUGAGCCUCUAAGUCAUUGUCCAUUUUGUGAUUUCGCCGCCAUCUAUCCACCUAUCGAAUCGGCUGAGGAGUUCCAUUGCCAGCAUCCCGAGUGCGGAAUUAUCAGCUGCCGGAUUUGUCACAACAAGAGCCAUAAGCCCCGGAGCUGUAUCAGCAUCGCCCGGGCCCAGGGAAGACCCACGAGCUUGCAGCGAAUCCAGGAGGCAAAAUCAAGGGCACUCAUCCGAACGUGCAACAAAUGCGGAACCCCUUUUGUUAAGGAGGGGGGAUGUAACAAGAUGACUUGCUCUGUCCAGGAGUGCCGUAACGUGCAAUGUUAUGUCUGUCCGGAGAACUGCGAUUACAGCCACUUC